Messenger RNA from Misgurnus anguillicaudatus (oriental weatherfish), 6499 nucleotides. RefSeq names its product zinc finger protein 646 (gene znf646). Lineage: Eukaryota; Metazoa; Chordata; Actinopteri; Cypriniformes; Cobitidae. The record is from RefSeq and is a predicted model, not a curated record.
CAGGAAGUGAGUCGAGUGGGAUGGGGAAAAGAGGCGACAAUGGUAAAAAGGGGGACGAACACGCCCGUCCUGAAACAAAAAUAAGUGAACGGAAUGCCAACGUUACGUGAACCAAAUCCACGUAGGGAGACUACAUCACUAAAUUCUCAUCCAGUGUCUGCGCUUUUGUCAUCAUCUCAAUUCAACAACAUAUUUCCAAUGGAAUGGAACAUAAUGUAUUCUCAACUAAUUUGUUAAAUGUUGCCUUUAUGUUCAGACCCCACCAAACAAGCCAAUUUAAAAAUAGUGAGGGCAAGGACCUCACCUUUGCUGAAAGGUGUGUCCCUCACAAUCAUUCAAACUGGCUUUUGUUGACAUUUCUCAUUAGUAUACCAUACCAAUAUGGCUAUGCAAGAGCCAGGCCGGACCAGAGGCUUUUCGCGUAGGCAGUUUGGUGUAGAAUUUGCGAAUAUGGCCAGUAUUUUGGAUCAGACAGACGGUUAUUAUCAAUCAGAGGAGGACCGCAAGUUUAAAUGUGAGGAAUGUGGGCGGGGCUACAGGCAUGCUGGUAGUUUGGCUAACCAUAGAAAAACCCAUGAGGUUGGCUCAUUUCAGUGUCACAUAUGCUCCAGGAAGCUCUCGAAUGCUUUGGCUUUGAAGAGCCAUUUGCGCAUCCACACGUCUAGGAAGAAAUAUUCCUGUACGUUAUGUGGAAAGGCUUUUCGUCUGGCAACUCAGCUGGCCACACAUCAAAAGGUCCAUCGCAAUAAAGAGUCUCAAGUGAGGACCAGAACAAAGGAUUAUGCUGAAAGUCAUAUGGAAAACGAUUACAAAGUGGAGGAUUUGCCACAUCUCGAUGAGGUGGAUUUUGAUAUACCAGAUCUGCAACCAGACAUGAAGCUGAAUAUUGCUCCUAUGAGCAGCCUUAGUAAUGGUGCUGUAUCGGAACAUGUCCCAAACUCCACGCCAGGAAGUGACACGGCGGCUGAUGAUGAUGGGGACAGGCCAUUUAAAUGCGAAUUGUGUGACAAGACAUACAGACAUCAUGGAAGCCUGAUUAAUCAUAAAAAAACUCACCAAAUGGGAGUAUUCGAGUGUCCCGUCUGCUUUAAACAAUUGAACAAUCUUGCCGCCCUUAGUAGCCAUCAGCGAAUCCACAGUAAAACCAGAGGUCGUCCUAGUGCUCAAACAUCUAAAGCUGCCCUUCCCGACUGCAAACCAGAGCUUGCCACUCAUGUUAUGCCACAAAACGGUGACGCUAAUGUACAUUUUUGUCACCUCUGUCAGGUUGCAUUUCCUAAUGAUGAUGAGUUCCAAAAUCAUAUUCUGUUGCACAACUCCUCAUCUGUGUCCUUUCAGUUACCUACGAGGCUGUCAGAGGAGCACAGUUUUACUUACAAUGAUAGUGUUACUCAUUCCUCAGAGUCUAAUCCCUAUCCCCCCUCCAGUGACACUCCACCAUUGCCUCCAUUACUUAACAAAGCUGUUGAUUUUGACCAAUCAGAGGGGCCAAUGGAAAAUGGUAACAUAUAUGUACCCAAUCCUUUAGAGGAGGAUUCAUUGACUAUUCAUGCUCAGGGACAGCCGAUGGCCCUACCAUCAGACAACCUCAGUCAGUCAGCACAGGGUACUGAUAACAUCAAAGUAGAAGAUGCUGACAGUUCCGAUCGGCGCUUCAAGUGCCACAUCUGUGGCAAAAGCUACAGGCAUGCAGGUAGUCUCAUAAAUCACAAACGCUCCCAUCAAACCGGGAUCUUUCAGUGUACCAUAUGCCGCAAGAAUUACCCUCAUCUGGCGGCUCUGCGAAGCCACCUUCGGAUACAUAAAGGAAAACCACCUUUGUCUGCUAGUACCGAGGGUGACUGGCUUUCUUCAGAGCCCCUGACGCAUGAAAACCAGCAGGGCUGCUUUCAGUCACAUGAGGGAGAUGUAAGCGGGAUGUUAGGCCUUUCUCAGGAUCUGAUAGACUCUGUGCAAAAUGCAUCUGACGAAGAGCAAGUGAACGAAACGAAUGCUACUGAAUUUUGUGAGCAGUUUGACGAUUCCUUCUCAGCGGACAGACCAGUGCACCUACCUCAGGAUGAAAACCUCAUGGAGAGGCAUAUGUGUGCAGACUGUGGAAAAACAUUUACUGAUAUUGCAGGAAUCAAGUCGCACAUGUGUCCCCUUCUGAAUCAGCAGUAUCAGACCCCGGGGAGCGUCACGUCCGAUCACAUGGACUUUCACAAUGCAUCCCAUCAAGAUUUCUUAGGACAGCCAGAGGAGCAUAUUGGUUUUGAGGAACACGGUAGCACUGAGGCCUACUUCAAUGAGCAGACCUUUCAUGACACCAUGCACAUGAGUGACAGCGAAGAAGAGGCUCAGAGCGAAGACGCAGAUGAAGAGGAUGAUGGAGAGAUGUAUCAGUGCUCAGUUUGUGGAAAUCACUACGCUAGCUUGCGUGAUUUACGUAGCCAUCUGCGAGGUCACACUCAGAGUGAUGGCACACCUACAACGUCCGGCAUUUCAUCAUUGUCCUCUAUUGAGGUAAAGCAAGAUGAACCUAUCGACAAUCCGCAGGUUGAUGUCAGUCUGAUCAUCUGCAGCACUUGUGGAGAGAGCUUUGCAACAAAACAAGACCUAGAAGCCCACCAGCUCUUGCAUGUCAAUGUAAAAAGUGAUCCACCAGAACAAAAUUCAAUAGACAGCCAGCAUGAGCUCAAGCCAAAAGUUGAAGUCGAAAGUAUUAUUUGUGAGAAAUGCGGUAUAAGCAGCUGUGACCUUUAUCAUCUUAAUAACUGCACAGGACAAAGAGACGAGCAAGAGGAGGAAAAAUGUGAAGAGAAACCACUUCUUAGAAGCACAUUUAAUCGUAGAUUUUUACAGGAGAGCCAACGUGAUGGAGAGCGACAGUACAAGUGUGACCAAUGUGGUCGUUCGUACAGACAUGCCGGGUCUCUGCUUAAUCAUAAGAAGUCUCACAAUACCGGGGUGUUUCGCUGUUUUGUCUGCCAAAAGCGUUUUUAUAAUUUACUGGCCCUCAAGAACCACCAGAGGACACACUUUGACGUUAAAAAGCAUAGUUGCACAGAAUGUGGGAAAGCAUUUAAAAUCCAUAAACAACUUCUGAACCACCAGAGGGUCCAUCAGGAAAACAAGGCUAAGAUCGAGGAGCUCAACAGACAAAUUCAAACACUCAUGGAAAUGAGCGGGAAUGCCUCAGGGAAUGGACAGCAGCCUCUUAAUUCCAACAGAAGGAGAAUCAGCAGGCGACGUAAGCAGCGACAUGCUCUAAGCACCGAUUCCCACUGCCAAGAAAAAGAAGGCGUCUUGGGAGAUCCCAAUGAUCCACGCCCCUAUGUCUGUGAUCAGUGUGGAAGAAGCUAUCGCCAUGCAGGAAGCUUGGUUAACCACAAGAACUCACAUAAGACGGGUGAAUAUUACUGUGCCCUGUGCAACAACACUUACUCCAACCAGUUAGCAAUGAAGAACCAUUUACGAAUACACUUUUCGGUCCGAAGACACCGCUGCCAAGACUGUGGGAAGGCAUUCAGGGGACACAAACAGUUAGUCAACCACUCCUGUUCGACCCAUAAAAAAAAUCGAGCAAGAGGAAAGGUCAGGGGUCACAAGCAAGACAAAGAUUUAAAAUGCAAGAGCUGCCUUUUAGUGUUUCCUGAUGCUGAGUUGCUUCUAGGACAUGGCUGUACCAAUGAGGCUGGCUCAAAAUCUGCACCUCCAGGCAGUGCAGAUGCUGGGAGCGGUAGCGCACCCUUUAUAAAGGAAGAACGACCGUUUAAGUGUAACAUUUGUGGCCGAAGCUACCGUCACGCAGGUAGCUUGCUGAACCAUAAGAAUACUCACAAAACAGGCCAUUUCACCUGCUCCUUUUGUGCCAAGCCUUUCUCCAACCCCAUGGCUUUAAGAAACCACACUCGCAUUCACACACAGAAGAAAAAGUACGUCUGUCCUACCUGCGGCAAAGCUUUCCGUCUCUCUAGUAUCCUCUACAACCAUCAAAAAAUCCAUUCCAGAGGAAUUUCUCAUUACAGCUGUCAAACAUGUGGCAAAAGCUUUCAAGGAAGGUCUGGGCUAAAGAGGCAUCGCUGUUACCGAAAUGGCAAUCCUAAUCCGACUGUCAGUCAAGACAGUGGGGACAAAUGCUAUACAUGUGAUCAGUGUGGGCGCUCUUACAGACAUGCUGGUUCCCUCCUCAACCACAAGAAGACUCAUUCAGCUGACCUUCUUAACUGCACCCUUUGCCUUAAAACCUUCACUAACCCUCUGGAUUUAGAGAGCCACACACAAAUGGCUCGCCACUGCUGCCCAGAUUGUGGGAAAACCUUCUGCGAGUUCGCACAUCUGCAGAGCCACGUGGAGGUGCAUAGCAAGGGUCUCCCUUACUACUGCAACCCGUGUCAGCAGAACUUUCCAAACCUAGCAAGUUUUCAGCAGCACCAGGAGCUCCAUAUCAAUUUGCAGGGGCAGUCACAUGAUCAGCAAGGUAUGCAGAUGCAACAGGAUUUGGGAUGGGACUCCACAUUGGACCAACAGAUAGAAAUUCAGAGCCUUCCAAAGAUCGAGUCUGCCUUCAGCCGAGUACACAGGUUUCAAGAGACCCAAGACCAGCAAGAAAGCAGUGAAGCAUACAGUACGGAGGAGAAGAGUCACGUCUGUGAGCAUUGUGGGCGUACAUAUCGCCACGCUGGUUCGCUGCUCAACCACAAGAACAGUCACAAGACCGGAUCCUUCUUCUGCUCGGUCUGCCAAAAGGAGUUCACCAAUCUGAUGGCACUGAAGAAUCACCGGCGCAUUCACACAGAGCCCAAACGCUAUCAGUGCCUGGAGUGUGGCAAGGCCUUCCGGGUCUCCACCCAACUUAUCUGUCACAGGCGCAUCCACACCAAAGAGAAGCCGUUCUCCUGCCACCUCUGUGACAAGUGUUUCUCCAGCAAGUCAAACCUCCGACAUCAUCAAAAAAUGCAUCAGAACAACCAACAGACCUAUGAGUCCCCCUUCAAUGCAUUGGAUGAUAAUGCAUUCAUGGGACUGGGUGUGGACCCUUUCCUCUGAGGCCACACUCGAAUCGAGUUGCUCCAGGAGAAGAUUUCAAAACAAUAUUCUUUUGCAAGACUUUUACUCCACCCAAGGCCAAAUGCCAAUAAUCGCAAAACGUCAGGUUUUCUGCUGUACUUGGCAAGAUGGCGUCACAUGCAGAUGCUCGUCUUGCCUCCUCUACUGUUGCAUUUUCAAAAAUUGUACAGACUUGAGACUGGCAUUGAUAAGAUACUACCUCUGGUAGGGACAGUAAUACUGUAGGAAUUUUAGAAUAAGUGACAGUGCCUGUCAGAUUUCCCACACAAAACCACGGUAAUUGUACGGUACUACGACAGGUCUCGGAUUACGGGCUUGGAUGAGUUUUUUUAUCCAGGGUCUUAUUUAGCGAUGCCUUUAAGAUAAGAGUCCGACCGAUUGUUUGGAUGAUAUCGAGCAAAACUUAGUAGGAGGGGAAACAGAACAAGCAUUGCCUUUCAAGUUGGCAAUAAGUUAAUAAAUGUUUUAUUAUGUUUGUAUUAAGAGCUUCCAUAUUUUUAUGUUAUUGUACUGCUUAUGGUAUAUCACUUCAUUGUCUCUUUAAGACCAAUGUACACUGCAGUUUCUCUAUGGAUGGCACUGGUUAGGCUGUUGAACAGAGGUCUGUGCUGUAGAAAAUCAAAUAUAUUUAUUUAUUUAAAAAUAACUAUUUAUACAUUACAUUAAUAUUUGAAAGUUAGGCAUUUUUUGUCUUUAUCACUGUUAAAUGUGGUACAUGUGGUUAUGCAUGCAUGAGUAAGGCGUGUGCUAAAAACUGUUUUCGUUGAUUAUUAGGUAUUUUAAAUGAUGUUAAGAACAUGUAAGAAAUACCUCUUUAAAAACAUUCACAGCAGUAUAUCCGAAAGAACAACAAAAGAUUUUUUCAUCUCAAACUUUUUAAAAAAAUGUUUUAGCAGUCUUUACUAAAAAUGUUUAGAGCACAAAAAGUAACGGAUCCACAAAUCCACGAUCGGUCGGGCUCUAUUAGGGCAGGAAUUCACAGACUGAACACUUUUCAACAAAUUUUUUUUUUUAAGAUGCUCAGGUCUCACAUCUUAUAAGACGCAAUGUAAGAAGAUGCAACACAUUUACCUUGAUGUCUCUCACAUCAAGAUCUGUAUGUUUUUGAUGCCAGAUUGAAUUGAAAUGUGCCAUUUGCCCUGUUCAGAUUAAAUAAUUUGUAAAAUAGUUUCCAUUUAAGCCUAUAGAUCAUUGGUUACUGGUUGUUUAAGAAAAGAAGUUGCAAACCUUCAUGUAUUAAUGGAUUCAUCACAUCAGAUAAGAGAACUGAGAUCUGAAUCUUCUGCAAUCGGUUACAUAUAUCCUAAACAAAUACAAGAUAUUUAUUUUUGUUUACACGGUCAAUGUUUCUCUUACUCAACAAGGACCUUGAUAAGCUGACGCUGUUCAUUUGUAGGUAUUAAUGCCCUCACGUUCUUCAACAUAAUAAACACAAUGUAACAAUGUU